AAAAUACAAUUUAUUUAUUUUACAAUAAAUUUGUAUGUUAAUCGUGCAUAAAGUUUUAUAUGCAUUUAGGGCAUAACUGGUUUUUAUGAGCCUAUGGCUCUUUUAUAGCCCUCGCUAACGCUCGGGCUCCAAAUAGAGCCUCGGGUCAUAAAAAUCUUUUUAUGCCCUUAAUACAUAAAUAACUAUUAUACAUAAUACAGAAUUUAAUUUAUACACAUUAUUAUAAUUUCGUACAUAAUAUAAUUGAAAAAUCCUUUUAGCUACGAUCUCAAACAUGGAAUAUGGUAAAAGUGCACGUAUUUUGCGCAUGGUAAUUGAUAAUAAUGUUUUGAAAAAUGAGGUUAUUGGCACGAAAACUGAAGCAACUAUAAAUUUACCUAACAAUCAAUCCCCUAAUAAAGAAAAUAUUAUUCCAAUAAAUGAAGCAAUUUCUAAUGACACAAUAACUAUGGAAGUUCUGGAUAGUUCAUUCUCUUAUAAUAUUGAGCCUUAUGAUGAGACAGCUAUUCCUAAUCAGGCUAUAGUACAAGGCCAUCAAGAGUCAAGCCUAAAAGAUAAUGGCACAAUGAUUUACAAUGAGAAUGAAAACGAAAAAAUGCCCCUAGGUACUUACAACAUUGAGAAUUUUGUUAGGGUAGUAAAAAGUGUUAUACUGUAUUUAAUUUUUUUAGAGCAACUACUCCCAUUACCCCCUCCCGCUUCAAGUAGUUCUUCAUCAUCUUCUAGCUCCUCUUCCUCAGAUACCUCAGAUUCGUCGUCAUCUGAAGAUGAAAAUGAGCAGCCACAAAAUAGUUUAACGGUUUCCGAAAUACGUAAAGAUGAACCCGAUCAAGACCUACAAAGUGACCCUUACGAUACUGAUGAUAGUGUUCAAGACCCUCUAUUUGAAAGAUCAACCUUGUCAAGUUCUUCAGAAGAAUCAGAGGUGGACGAAAGCAAUCUCCAGCCCAGUAAAAAAAAAAAAGUUAGUUAACCGAAGUGAAAAUAAUAAUAAAACUUGUAAAAAAAAUAAAAGAAGACCGGACAUGUGGCAAAAAAAUCAGGCAAAAAUUCUAAGAAAUAAAGGAGAAU
Molecule: messenger RNA, 1071 nt
Organism: Anthonomus grandis grandis
Lineage: Eukaryota; Metazoa; Arthropoda; Insecta; Coleoptera; Curculionidae
Exons: 3
Coding region: 275-973 (232 amino acids)
Source: RefSeq, a predicted model, not a curated record